GAAAGUUCUGGGCUCUUUCCUUUUUGGGGGACAGAGGAAGGUUCUGUCACUCUGUCCAUAGGGGGCACAUUCCUACAGAGAUGGACAAGGAAGCCUGGAGGCACCAUAGCCAUGGAGUACCAUAUUGUCUACGUGUUGCCAGGAGAUCCAUUGUCCCUGUGGAAAGUCAGGAAUCUAGUUUGGGUGGAGAGAGGGUGAAUGCCCUAAGAAAUCAUCUAGGAAACCUAAAUCUGAAUCUUGUUUGAAAAAUAUAAUCCUUUCAUCCAGGAAAGGUUUUGUUGAACAUGCCAAUCAGUAUACUUCCCAGAGAUAUUUCUCCUUUACACUGGAGACUCAGUAAGGCAGGAAGGUGACUAAGCUGUGCUGCCCUCUUGACACUGACCAGAACUGUUUCUCCUUUCUCAGAACUUGCAGCAGAGGUUUUAUCAGAGUGCCUACCAUUUCUUCUUGAGGGCUUCUGUGCCUCCACUAGGCUAGGGGGUGUGAGGAGACUGGAGUAAUUUGAAGUGUCUUCAGUGCUUCUAGAGUUUUGCUCUUGACUGGUGGGUUCAAACCUAACCUGUUUUGUUGCUUAGUUUAGUUGCAUUUCUUUGGAGGAUGUUGGUGUUUUGGGAUAUUCAAAGUUGAAAACAUCUUCAUUUUUCUCAUUGCUGCAGUGUAGAUGGUGUGUGCUAUUGGUCUUGCAGUCACUUUUGCUAACUGAUGACCACAGGGAGAAUUAAAGGUUGAGCAAUGCUGAAGAUUCGUUGGAGGAAGUAAGUGAGAGAGCAGCUUUGGUGUUGAAGAGAAACCUUGGAAAGGAAUGGGCCCUGUUCUCUUGAAGCUGUUUGCCCUGAUCCCAGGAAUGCUGUAGAGGAUACAAGGGAGCUUCCAGAAAUCAGCCAAGAUGAAUAUGGUGAAGAGGAUCAUGGGCCGGCCCCGGCAGGAAGAGUGCAGCCCCCAGGACAACGCGCUGGGCCUGAUGCAUCUGCGUCGCCUCUUCACGGAGCUCUGUCAUCCUCCACGGCACAUGACCCAGAAAGAGCAGGAAGAAAAACUUUACAUGAUGUUACCUGUGUUCAACAGGGUGUUUGGAAAUGCUCCUCCAAGUACAAUGACCGAGAAAUUUUCUGACCUCCUGCAGUUUACUACUCAAGUGUCACGAUUGAUGGUGACUGAAAUUCGACGGAGAGCAUCAAAUAAGUCCACAGAGGCUGCAAGUCGUGCCAUAGUCCAGUUCCUGGAGGUCAAUCAAAGUGAAGAAGCAAGUAGAGGUUGGAUGCUGCUCACCACAAUCAAUUUACUAGCUUCAUCAGGACAGAAAACUGUGGACUGCAUGACUACAAUGUCAGUGCCUUCCACACUUGUUAAAUGUCUGUAUCUGUUUUUUGACCUUCCACACGUGCCUGAGGUAGUUGGAGGAGCACAGAAUGAACUACCUCUCGCAGAGCGCCGAGCGCUACUACAGAAAGUCUUUGUACAGAUCCUAGUAAAACUGUGCAGUUUUGUGUCCCCGGCAGAAGAACUGGCUCAGAAGGAUGAUCUCCAGCUUCUAUUCAGUGCAAUAACCUCGUGGUGCCCUCCCUAUAACCUGCCUUGGAGGAAGAGUGCAGGAGAAGUACUAAUGACCAUAUCUCGUCAUGGCCUUAGUGUCAAUGUAGUGAAAUACAUCCAUGAAAAGGAAUGUUUGUCCACGUGUGUCCAGAACAUGCAGCAGUCUGAUGACCUUUCUCCCCUAGAAAUAGUUGAGAUGUUUGCUGGACUUUCUUGUUUUCUCAAAGACUCCAGUGAUGUAUCCCAAACGUUGUUGGAUGAUUUUAGGAUAUGGCAAGGAUACAGCUUCCUCUGUGACCUCCUCCUCAGAUUAGAACAGGCAAAAGAAGCUGAAUCUAAGGAUGCUUUGAAGGACUUAGUUAAUUUGAUAACUUCCUUAACAACAUACGGUGUCAAUGAAUUAAAGCCAGCUGGUGUUACUACUGGUGUACCUUUCCUGCUACCUGGAUUUGCAGUCCCACAGCCUGCAGGCAAAGGUCAUAGUGUGAGGAAUAUUCAAGCAUUUUCUGUCCUCCAGAAUGCAUUUUUGAGAGCAAAAACCAGCUAUCUAGCACAAAUCAUCCUUGAUGCCAUCAGGAAUAUUUAUAUGGCGGACAAUGCCAACUACUUCAUUUUGGAAUCGCAGCACACAUUGUCUCAGUUUGCAGAGAAAAUUCCUAAACUUCCGGAAGUGCAGACCAAAUACUUUGAGAUGCUGGAAUUGGUUGUCUUCAGCUUGAAUUACAUACCCUGUAAAGAACUGAUCAGUGUGAGCAUCCUUUUAAAAUCCAGCACUUCUUUUCAGUGUAGCAUCAUUGCCAUGAAGACACUCUUGAAGUUCACUCGUCAUGAUUACAUCUUCAAGGAUGUCUUCAGGGAAGUGGGGCUUCUGGAGGUGAUGGUAAAUCUUCUUCAUAAAUAUGCAGCCCUUUUGAAAGAUCCCACUCAGGCACUGAAUGAUCAAGUGGAUUCAAGAAACAGUUCAUUUGAGGACCAAAAGCAGCUGGCUUUAUUAGUUAUGGAGACCCUGACAGUACUACUACAAGGAUCAAACACAAAUGCAGGCAUUUUCAGGGAGUUUGGUGGUGCCAGGUGCGUGCACAACAUCGUGAAGUAUCCGCAGUGCCGCCAGCACGCCCUGAUGAUCAUCCAGCAGCUGGUGUUGUCACCCAGUGGAGAGGACGACAUGGGCACCCUGCUGGGGCUGAUGCAUUCGGCCCCGCCUACAGAACUGCAGCUCAAAACCGACAUCCUAAGGGCCCUACUCUUGGUGCUGAGAGAGAGUCACCGCACAAGAACUGUUUUUAGGAAAGUCGGUGGAUUUGUGUACGUCACAUCUUUACUUGUUGCCAUGGAAAGAUCUUUGUGCUCACCACCUAAGAAUGGCUGGGAAAAAGUAAACCAGAACCAAGUGUUUGAACUGCUUCACACUGUGUUCUGCACAUUGACUGCAGCAAUGCGCUAUGAGCCAGCCAACUCUCACUUCUUCAAGACAGAGAUCCAGUAUGAAAAACUGGCAGAUGCUGUUCGAUUACUUGGCUGCUUCUCAGACUUGAGGAAAAUAAGUCCCUUGAAUGUCUUCCCUUCAAAUACACAACUGUUUCAAAGGCUUUUGGACGAUGACCUAAUAUCGCUGGAUUCUGUGUCACCUACUCUAAGACACUGCAGCAAACUUUUUAUUUACCUCUACAAGGUAGCAACAGAUUCUUUUGACAGUCGUGCAGAACAGAUCCCUCCUUGCCUGACAAAUGAGACUUCUCUCCCCUCUCCUUGGGGUACGCCAGCUUUGUCCAGGAAAAGGCACGCAUAUCAUUCUGUUUCAACACCUCCUGUUUGCCCUCAGAAUAACAUAGCUGAUGUGAAACUCCAGACAGGACCCACGUCCAUACAAAGCUCUGAUGCAGUCAUUAUUCACCCUGGUGCUAUGCUUGCAAUGCUGGAUCUUCUGGCCUCUGUUGGAUCAGCUACACACCCAGAGCAUGCGCUGGAUCUCCAGCUGGCAGUGGCCAACAUCCUGCAAUCUCUGGUGCAUACAGAGAGAAACCAGCAAGUCAUGUGUGAAGCUGGGCUCCAUGCACGACUUCUGCAAAGAUGCAGCGCUGCUCUGGCAGACGAGGACCACUCCUUGCAUCCACCACUCCAAAGGAUGUUUGAAAGGCUGGCCUCCCAGGCUCUGCAGCCCAUGGUGUUGAGGGAAUUUUUACGCUUGGGAAAUCCUUUGAAUUGUGGAGCCUGGGACAAAAAGUUGUUGAAACAGUACCGAGUGCACAAACCCAGCUCACUGAGUUUUGAACCAGAAAUGAGAAAUAGCAUGGUCACCUCCAUGGAAGGUCUGGGUCCUGACAGUGUCUUCGGUGCGCACGAGGACAGCCACUAUCGGAUAAGCAAGAGCCUGCUCAAGCCAGCAGAAGGGAGCACGGUGCCCCUGACCAGAGUCAAGUGUUUGGUCUCCAUGACAACCCCACAUGAUAUCAGGCUUCACGGCUCAUCGGUGACGCCGGCAUUCAUCGAGUUUGACACAUCUCUGGAAGGGUUUGGCUGCCUGUUCUUGCCAAGUCUGGCUCCCCACAAUGCACCUACAAAUAAUGCUGUUACUACAGGACUUGUUGAUGGUGCCGUUGUGAGCGGAAUUGGAACUGGUGAAAGGUUUUUCCCACCACCAUCUGGUUUAAGCUACUCAACUUGGUUUUGUAUUGAACAUUUUAGUACACCUCCCAAUAACCAUCCUGUGAGACUUCUCACUGUAGUGCGGCGUGCGAACUCCUCAGAGCAGCAUUACGUCUGCCUUGCCAUUGUCCUCUCAGCAAAAGACCGCUCACUGAUUGUUUCAACUAAAGAAGAAUUGCUUCAAAAUUAUGUUGAUGACUUCAGUGAGGAAUCAUCAUUUUAUGAAAUUCUUCCCUGUUGUGCCCGUUUCCGCUGUGGUGACCUCAUUGUGGAAGGCCAGUGGCAUCACCUAGUUCUGGUCAUGAGUAAAGGCAUGCUGAAGAACAGCACAGCUGCACUCUACCUCGACGGACAGCUUGUUAACACUGUUAAGCUUCACUACAUCCACAGCAGCCCCAGUGGCUCUGGCUCUGCCAACCCCCCCGUGGUCAGCACAGUGUACGCCUACAUUGGCACGCCACCCGCUCAGCGCCAGCUCUCCUCCCUGGUGUGGCGCCUGGGCCCCACACACUUCCUGGAGGAAGUGCUGCCUGCCCCAGGGGUCAGCACCAUUUACGAGCUGGGACCGAAUUACGUCGGGAGCUUCCAAGCGGUUUAUGUUCCAUGUAAAGAUUCAAAGUCUGAAGGAAUCAAUCCAUCACCAGUAUCUUUGGUACCAGAAGAGAAGGUCUCCUUUGGUCUCUAUGCACUGUCAGUUUCUUCAUUUACAGUGGCAAAAAUAAGGAAAGUUUACAACAAGUUGGAUAGUAAAGCUAUUGCCAAACAGCUGGCAAUUUCUUCUCAUGAAAAUGCCACACCUGUGAAGCUGCUACAUAACUCAGCAGGGCAUUUGAAUGGACCAGCACGCUCCAUUGGUGCAGCUUUGAUAGGGUAUUUGGGAGUAAGAACAUUUGUCCCCAAACCUGUUGCCACUACACUACAGUACAUUGGUGGGGCUGCUGCUAUUUUGGGACUUGUAGCCAUGGCAUCAGAUGUGGAAGGGUUGUAUGCAGCUGUGAAAGCCUUGGUCUGUGUGGUAAAGAGCAAUCCACUGGCCAGCAAAGAGAUGGAAAGAAUCAAAGGUUAUCAGCUGCUGGCAAUGCUGUUAAAGAAGAAACGGUCCCUUCUGAACAGCCACAUACUCCACCUGACCUUUUCCUUGGUGGGAACUGUUGACAGUGGACACGAGACAUCCAUUAUCCCAAAUUCUGCUGCCUUCCAGGACCUGCUCUGCGAUUUUGAAGUCUGGCUUCAUGCACCCUAUGAGCUUCAUCUGUCAUUAUUUGAGCACUUCAUUGAACUCCUCACUGAGUCAAGUGAAGCAGCAAAGAAUGCAAAGUUAAUGAGGGAAUUCCAGCUCAUCCCAAGACUGCUGUUGACUCUUCGAGACAUGUCCCUGUCCCAGCCCACUAUUGCUGCGAUUAGCAAUGUGCUGAGCUUUCUACUUCAGGGCUUCCCCAGCAGCUAUGACCUACUCAGGUUUGGACAGUUCAUCUCUUCCACUUUACCUGCGUUUGCAGUCUGUGAGAAAUUUGUGGUCAUGGAAAUAAACAAUGAAGAAAAGCUUGAUAGUGGAACAGAGGAUGAUUUUGGAGGACUUGUUUCAGCUAAUCUUAUUCUGCUGCGGAACAGGCUUUUAGAUAUCCUUCUGAAACUUCUAUAUACAUCUAAAGAAAAGACAAGUGUUAAUUUGCAGGCUUGUGAAGAACUGGUCAAGACACUGGGUUUCGAUUGGAUUAUGAUGUUUAUGGAAGAACAUCUUCAUUCCACCACAGUCACAGCAGCCAUGCGAAUUCUCGUGGUCCUGUUGAGCAACCAGUCCAUCCUUAUUAAGUUUAAGGAGGGUCUCAGUGGUGGAGGCUGGCUGGAUCAGACAGAUUCUGUCCUGACCAAUAAGAUUGGUACUGUCUUAGGGUUCAAUGUUGGCCGGAGUGCUGGUGGCAGAUCGACAGUGCGGGAGAUUAACCGGGAUGCUUGUCACUUCCCAGGCUUCCCCAUUCUGCAGUCCCUUCUCCCAAAGCACACUAACGUGCCUGCACUCUAUUUCCUCCUCAUGGCCCUUUUCCUGCAGCAGCCAGUCACUGAGCUGCCUGAAAACCUGCAGGUCAGUGCACCUGUCAUCAGCAGCCAGUGUAAUCAGGGUGCCAAGUUUGAUUUAGACUCCAUUUGGACAUUCAUAUUUGGAGUUCCUGCCUCCUGUGGCACUGUUACCUCCUCAAUACACAGUGUUUGCACAGAAGCUGCCUUCUUGUUACUGGGAAUGCUGAGGAGCAUGCUGAAUUCUCCCUGGCAGUCAGAGGAAGAAGGCUCUUGGCUUCGGGAAUAUCCAGUCACCCUGAUGCAGUUCUUUCGGUAUUUGUAUCACAAUGUACCUGACCUCAUUUCCCUGUGGAUGAGUCCAGAGUUCCUGUGUGCACUGGCAGCAACAGUGUUUCCUUUCAACAUCCGACCAUACUCUGAGAUGAGAUUUUUGGGAAACCGGCUUACCCAUAACUGCACUCUGAUGAAGGUCACUGAUCUCGAUGAUGAAGUUGGGUCCCCAGCUGAAGAGUUUAAAGCCUUUGCAGCUGAUUCUGGCAUGAACAGGAGCCAAUCAGAAUACUGCAAUGUGGGCACCAAGACCUACCUGACCAACCACCCUGCCAAGAAGUUCGUGUUUGACUUCAUGCGUGUGAUGAUUAUUGAUAACCUAUGUCUCACACCAGCCAGCAAACAGACUCCACUGGUAGACCUUCUGCUAGAGGCUUCUCCUGAAAGAUCAACACGAACCCAGCAGAAGGAGUUUCAGACAUAUGUUUUGGAUGGAGUGAUGGACCACCUACUUGCAGCUGAUGUUUUGUUGGGUGAAGAUGCAUCUCUGCCUAUAACGAGUGGAGGAAGCUACCAAGUGCUGGUGAACAAUGUGUUUUAUUUUACACAGCGUGUGGUAGAUAAGCUUUGGCAGGGCAUGUUCAACAAAGAAUCCAAGCUUCUUGUGGACUUCAUAAUCCAGCUCAUUGCACAGUCAAAAAGAAGAUCUCAGGGACUCUCGCUGGAUGCCAUUUAUCACUGCCUGAACAGAACCAUCCUGUAUCAGUUCUCAAGAGCGCACAAAACUGUUCCCCAGCAAGUGGCUCUCCUUGAUUCCCUAAGAGUCCUUACUGUGAACAGGAACUUAAUUUUGGGACCUGGAAAUCAUGAUCAGGAGUUCAUCAGCUGCCUUGCUCACUGCCUGAUUAAUCUGCAUGUGGGAAGCAAUGUUGAUGGGUUUGGAUUGGAAGCAGAAGCCAGGAUGACAACUUGGCACAUUAUGAUCCCCUCUGAUAUAGAACCAGAUGGAGUCUACAAUCAAGAUGUCAGUGAAGGUCGCCAGCUUCUUUUAAAAGCCAUAAACAGAGUGUGGACAGAGCUGAUCCACAGUAAAAAACAGGUUUUGGAAGAAGUUUUCAAAGUGACACUACCUGUCAAUGAUCGUGGCCAAGUGGAUAUAACUGUUGCCAGACCUUUCAUUGAGGAAGCAAGUUUAAAGUGUUGGCAAAAUCAUUUGGCUCAUGAGAAAAAAUGCAUCAGUAGAGGAGAGGCUUUGGUUCCAACCACGCAGUCCAAACUUUCAAGAGUCAGCAGUGGAUUUGGCCUCUCUAAACUGACUGGUUCCAGGAGAAACCGCAAGGAGAGUGGGCUGAGUAAACACAACCUCUCUACACAGGAAAUUUCCCAGUGGAUGUUUACUCACAUUGCAGUGGUUCGGGACCUGGUUGAUAUGCAGUAUAAAGAAUACCAGGAGCGUCAGCAGAAUGCGUUGAAAUACGUGACCGAGGAGUGGUCUCAAAUCGAGUACGAGUUACUGCGAGAGCGAGGGCUCUGGGGGCCUCCCAUCGGCUCCCACCUGGACAAAUGGAUGCUGGAGAUGACUGAGGGUCCCUGCAGAAUGAGGAAAAAGAUGGUGCGGAAUGACAUGUUUUAUACUCAGUAUCCCUACAUGCCUGAGGCUGAGCAGGAAACAAACUUGCUGUCUGACUUCUCAAACAGACUUCCUGAGACAUCUGAUGAUACCAUUCCUCAAAAGAAACCUGCUCGCUACCGGAGAGCCAUCAGUUAUGACAGCAAGGAGUACUACAUGCGCCUGGCUUCCGGAAACCCCGCGGUCUUCCAGGACGCCAUAGAAGAGAACACAGUUGGUGAAACAGCUCAGCAGGAGCCAGAGCAUGGGGAGGACACUAUUGCAAGAGUCAAAGGCCUGGUGAAGCCUCCCCUGAAACGAUCUCGUUCUGCUCCUGAUGGAGGAGACGAUGAGAACCAGGACCAGUCACAGGAUCAGAUUGUUGAGGGGAGUUCAAUUGAUGAAGAGGAGAAGACUGACAAUACAACUUUGCUUCGACUUCUUGAAGAAGGAGAGAAGAUCCAGCACAUGUACCGCUGUGCUCGGGUUCAGGGCCUUGACACCAGCGAGGGGCUGCUUCUUUUUGGGAAAGAACACUUCUACGUCAUCGAUGGGUUUACCAUGACAGCCACCAGGGAGAUACGGGACAUCGAGACACUGCCUCCAAAGAUGCAUGAGCCAAUCAUACCCAGGGGAGCAAGGCAAGGUCCAAGUCAACUCAAAAGAACUUGCAGCAUUUUCGCAUAUGAAGAUAUCAAGGAGGUGCAUAAAAGGAGAUACCUUUUGCAGCCAAUUGCAGUUGAAGUUUUCUCAGGAGAUGGACGAAACUAUCUUCUAGCUUUCCAGAAAGGGGUUAGAAACAAAGUUUAUCAAAGGUUUUUGGCUGUGGUGCCAUCUCUGACCGACAGCUCUGAGUCAGUGUCUGGGCAGAGACCAAACACCAGCGUAGAGCAAGGGUCUGGCUUGCUUAGCACUUUAGUGGGAGAAAAAUCUGUUACUCAAAGAUGGGAAAGAGGAGAAAUCAGUAACUUCCAGUACCUGAUGCACUUGAACACUCUGGCUGGCAGAUCCUAUAACGACCUCAUGCAGUACCCUGUCUUCCCCUGGAUCCUCGCAGACUAUGACUCAGAGGAACUGGAUCUUACAAAUCCCAAAACAUUCAGAAACCUGGCCAAGCCCAUGGGAGCUCAAACAGAGGACAGGUUAGCCCAAUAUAAGAAGCGAUACAAGGAUUGGGAAGAUCCCAAUGGGGAAACCCCAGCUUAUCACUAUGGGACUCACUAUUCCUCAGCCAUGAUCGUGGCUUCCUAUCUUGUCCGGAUGGAGCCUUUUACUCAGAUUUUCUUACGGUUACAGGGCGGUCACUUCGACCUGGCUGACCGCAUGUUCCACAGCGUGCGCGAGGCCUGGUACUCCGCCUCCAAGCACAACAUGGCAGACGUGAAGGAGCUCAUCCCGGAGUUCUUCUACCUCCCCGAGUUCCUGCUCAAUUCCAACAAUUUUGACCUAGGUUGUAAACAAAAUGGCACUAAACUUGGUGAUGUAAUACUCCCUCCAUGGGCAAAAGGAGAUCCUCGUGAGUUUAUCAGAGUCCAUCGGGAGGCUCUGGAAUGUGACUUUGUGAGUGCUCACCUGCAUGAGUGGAUUGACUUGAUCUUUGGCUAUAAACAGCAAGGUCCUGCUGCAGUAGAAGCUGUAAAUGUCUUUCACCAUCUCUUCUAUGAGGGACAAGUGGACAUAUAUAACAUCAAUGAUCCUUUAAAAGAGACAGCUACCAUAGGAUUCAUUAAUAACUUCGGACAGAUACCAAAGCAGCUCUUCAAAAAACCCCACCCACCAAAGCGUGUUAGAAGCCGUCUGAAUGGAGAGGCUGUGGGAACCUCUGUGCCCCCUGGUUCCACAGGUGACAAGAUCUUUUUCCAUCAUUUGGACAACCUGCGGCCAUCUCUUGCCCCAGUAAAAGAGCUCAAGGAGCCUGUGGGGCAGAUCGUGUGUACUGAUAAAGGCAUUCUGGCAGUAGAACAGAACAAGCUUCUCAUCCCACCCACGUGGAAUAAAACAUUUGCCUGGGGCUAUGCAGACCUCAGCUGCAGACUGGGUACCUAUGAGUCAGACAAGGCUGUGAUUGUUUAUGAAUGCUUGUCAGAAUGGGGUCAGAUCCUGUGUGCCAUUUGCCCCAACCCCAAACUAGUUAUCACUGGAGGAACAAGCACAGCAGUCUGUGUGUGGGAAAUGGGUGUCUCCAAAGAAAAAGCUAAAGCCCUCACACUGAAACAGGCACUGCUGGGUCACACUGACACUGUUACGUGCUUAACGGCAUCGCUGGCGUAUCACAUAAUUGUGAGUGGAUCCCGGGAUCGCACCUGCAUCAUCUGGGAUCUGAAUAAGCUCUCCUUCCUGACACAGCUCCGAGGGCACAGGGCUCCAAUUUCAGCACUCUGUAUAAAUGAAUUAACGGGCGACAUUGUAUCAUGUGCUGGCACUUACAUCCAUGUGUGGAGCAUUAAUGGCAGCCCUACUGCAAGUGUAAACACCUUCACUGGCCGAAGCCAGCAAAUCAUGUGUUGUUUUGUGUCAGAGAUGAAUGAGUGGGACACCCAGAAUGUCAUCGUAACGGGGCAUUCGGAUGGAGUUGUCCGGUUCUGGCGGAUGGAGUUUUUGCAAGUGCCAGAAACACCAGCUCCAGAGCCUGUGGAAAUGCUGGAAAUGCAGGAGGACUGUCAGGAUGCUCAAAUAGGGCAGGAAGCCCAUGAAGAGGACAGCAGUGACUCCGAGGCAGACGAUGCAUGCAUAGGCCAGGACACAAAAGUGCAGGAGAGCCAGAGCCAACCAAGCAGCACCAGCCACAGGCCUCGGUCAUCGUCAGCCAGAGCAGCAGCAGCAUGGUCAGCAGACAGUGGCUCCGAUGACUCCAGGCGUUGGUCAGACCAGCUCAGCUUGGAUGAGAAAGAUGGAUUUAUCUUUGUGAAUUAUUCGGAGGGACAAGCAAAAAUGCAUCCCCAUGCUCAGGUUAACCACCCCCACCCCAGCUAUGCUGAAGCACGGCACUACAGCAAGCUCAAACCAGGAUACAGAUGGGAGCGUCAGCUGGUAUUCAGAAGCAAACUAACUAUGCACACGGCAUUUGAUCGCAAAGACAACGCACACCCAGCAGAAAUCACUGCGCUCGGCAUCUCCAAGGAUCACAGCAGGAUCCUGAUCGGGGACGGCCGGGGCAGGGUGUUCAGCUGGUCAGUGAGCGAUCAGCCGGGCCGGUCCGCGGCCGACCACUGGGUGAAGGACGAGGGUGUUGACAGCUGCUCGGGCUGCACCGUGCGCUUCUCACUUACCGAGAGGCGGCACCACUGCAGGAACUGUGGACAGCUAUUCUGCCAGAAGUGCAGCCGGUUUCAGUCAGAAAUCAAACGGCUGAAGAUUUCAUCACCGGUCAGGGUGUGCCAGAACUGCUUCUACAACCUGCAGCAUGAGCGGGGCUCAGAGGAGGGGCCCAGAAAUUGAUGGGGCCUGGCAAACCUCACCCGGCCCCGCUGUCACUCCAGGAACCAGUGAGAGUAUUGGAAGGAAUUGGAAUAUUGUCUGUUUACACUUAUGUUUAUACUGCAUUCUAAGCACUAAGAGUAAAAAGGGAUCAUUGCAUUGGUUUGUGUUGACAGAAGGCAGACGAGGCGAACAGCAUAAGGAGAAGAGCAAGGCCCAGGAAGACAUGGUUAAUAACCAUAAAUCCUACAGAACUGGCAGCCCCUAAGCCCAUGCUGGGGUGGCUGUCACGAAAAUCCUCACUUAUCCUAAACACCCCUUCUUGUCUUGUUUUUGUAGAGUUAGUCAUCUUAACUGGGGGGAGGGAGGGCAAGGCUUUUUAGAAGAUAGUUGUAAAUCUGCCUUCUUCGCAAGCAACUGUGUAUAUUGUAAAUAGGUAUAACGGCCUUUUUAUCUAAAUAUGAACUUAACUGCCUGUUACAUGGGACUUCAGAUUAACCACUGUACUUCGUGUGGCAUCUUUAUCUCAUUUAUCAAUUUAAAUACGAAUGUUUAAAAAAAAAAAAAAACAAAACAAAAUAUCAAAAACAGAAAACUCAAAGGCAUUAUGUGUAUUUCUGUUAAAAAUCCAGUCUGUGCAUGUUUCUUCUUUCAGUUGCCCACAGUAUCUUAAUGUAAGUGAGGCUAUUCAUAGAAUUACACAGAUUUUUUCAAAAGAAAACAUUUUUGAGAAUAGGAAAUUGGAGUAUUUUAUUCUAGCUGUAAGAUAACCAGGAACUAAAUUGUACACUUGUGUUGCAUUUUAUACCAAACUAUUUACCACCUCAGUGUUGUUCAUAUUUAAUAAGGCCUCUUUUAUACAUAUGUCAAAGCUACAGUUUUGUUAAUUACUUACUGUUCAUUAGCAGCUGAUUCAUGCAGUGCAAGAACCAGCUUUUACCUUCUUUAGUCAAUAGCAAUUGGCUUUUGCAUAUAGGUACAGAAUUAAUUCCUUGUGCAUAAAAUUGAACUGCUGUUGUCCCAUAGCUUCUCUGCAGAAAACCUUUUUGUAACAACAGGCAUUGCUCUAAAGCAGAGUGAUCUUGGUCGUGUCAGAAAUGCUCCUCGGAGCUCUCUUUGUCUUUCAGCACAUGCCAUCAGCUUGAGGACAGCAGUAGCUUUCCAUUAUGGUUUUUAAGUUUCAAGAUGAAUUUAAUUGCAGUAUUUUCUUACUACUCUGUCAUUUGUUUUGCACUACGUGUGGGAUGAAGUAGAGACACGGAUAUCCGCUGGGAUUGGAGCACGUGCAUUGGGAUAGGCCCAUGGACUGAAUUUCUGCAUGAGGUCUUGCCAGUGGGUUUUUGUUUGCUCAAGAGGGUAGAGGGGGAGAGCAGCAGGCAGGCUGGUGGUUGGUUUGGGUUUGCUUUUUAACAUAUGUGUAUAUAUUUUGUAAAUGGAUGACAAACUGAUCUAGAGCUAGGUAUAUUCACAAUGGAUUCUUUUAAAUAGAGGUAAGGAUGUGACCCAGACCAACAGAAGACGGGUGGCUCUAGCAGUACUUGAGUGAAUGUUGUCACUCAAAGGGAUGAGAUUAUCCUUCACUUGGAAUGACUUGGGCAGGCUCUGGCCCUGGUACAGCAAAUCCUUAAAACCAGCAUUGUUGUUGGAAUUGCGCCAUCAAAAAUUCCAGGCCCUCUCUCUUGGGAUGAGCUCCUUCCAGAGGGUCCCUGGCACUGUGAGGGCACCCUGUCUUCUCUUGAUUUGAGCUUUUAGCAGUGAAUAAUUUGUUAAUUCUGACCACUUACUAUUUACCCUGGUAUCACAUGUUUAUGCACUGAAGGUUAAAUAUGUAUUUUGAUACUUGUUUGUUUAUUAUGUAUGUGCUGGUCUGUAAAAUGAGAUAUAUUCCUGUUUUGGUAUGUAUACUAGGUCCCCAAAUGAACAGAAAGGCUUCUCUAGAGCCCUUGCACACUGUUGAGUAAAUGCAGGUUUGUUGAGCUUAGCUGACCCAAAUUUUGGAUCCAAAGAGUGAUGGUCAAGUAGCCACACUGACUACUGGCUACCUGGCAGAUUUGACCCUAAAAAGAGGAAGAGGUCCUCGGUAAGCAUGGGCAGAGCACUGGAAUUUCUGUGUUCAGCUGUUCUCUCUAACGUUGCCUUCACCCUUCCCAAAAUGAUGCAAAACCAGCAUACUUCAGAAGACAGGCUAGUGGCCUUAACGUUUUCUGUUUGCAAGAAAGGCUGUUUUAACAACUCUUAAAUGCCUUUGAGUCCACAGUUUUUCUCCCCUUGCCUCCAGAUUUCCAAAUCAUCCCCAAAUUUAAGGAAGCCUUCUUUUCUGUGGACUGCAGCUUGUACAGCCACACGGUUAAUCCCUGAUAAAAGCAAGGCUAUGACAACAACACUGAUGUGGUCCAGCACUGAAACCAGGACAGAGUUGUGCUGUGGGGUCCUGAGGACGGGGCUGUCAGCCACAGACGUGUUGUACGGGUGUCGUUCCGCACCUGCGGCAUUGGCAGGGCGCUAAAGAAAUCCUUAUUCCUUCCAAAUUCUGCAGUGUGCAGGCUAGGCCCAGUUUACAUUUUGCAAGCAAACCACCACAGCCCUCUGACUUAAUUCUGUUCCCAAAAAAACCACAUUUUCGCUUGUUGGAGGCGGAGGGGGACAAACACACCUGCUCAUAUUCCCUCUGGCAGCUGGUGCUGUGGGCAACUGUUGUGUUCAUGUGGGAGUGGGGUUUUUUUCCAUUUCAUUUGAGCUUCUAAUGCAAAUACUUGUUUUGUUUUCCAUGUAAAAAUCUGUUGAGCAAAAAUAUACUAAUUUACACAAGCAUUAGUAGACUGUAGUCUCUGCAAGUACCUCACAUGUCUUCUCCUGCCUUGUUCUUUGUAGUAAACUUAUCCAUGUACUCCUAACAUUCGUAUGUAGUGUGCAACUGUAAUGUCAUGCUUUUGAGAGGGGUUGGCUGCUUCCAGCCAACAUUCAUCAGUUCAAUAGCAAAACACUUUAGAUAAGUUAUUUUGCACUUUCUUAUGUAUAAAAUUGGUAGAAACUUAUAUUUGCUUUGUAUCAUUUAAAGACUCCUUUUGUUUCGGUAAAUGAACUGUGUAUAAAAUACUUAUGCAGUUAAAACUGUUUUUAGAAAGUAUUUUUAAUUUCAGCAAGUUUGGUUACUUGUUGCAUGACUAUUAACACAGCUGACUUUUUGUGUCAGUGCAAUGUAUAUUUUUUUUGUCCUGUUAUUAACUUGUAAGCCCUAGUUAAAUGGCCAUUUAUUUGUACAGCAUCAGGAGUAAAUUGAAGAUAACUGGCUAAGACUGGAGUGUGGAAUUUUGUACUAUAUUGCAGAAUCCAAUAUCUGUUUUUUGGUGGUUACGUAAAAGGCCUGACGAUUUACUAUCUAGUGUGCAAUCUGUGAUAUCUGAAUGUUCAUUGUAUAUUUGUCUCCAAUGCAAAAAGGUAGAGUAACACAAUUACAACAAUACAUGAUUAAAUGCAAUAGUUCAGGUACUGAAGUAUUUUUUUUUUUCAUUUCAAAUAAAUACCUGCUAUUUACCACCAAAAA
Messenger RNA from Motacilla alba alba, 15038 nucleotides. RefSeq names its product WD repeat and FYVE domain containing 3 (gene WDFY3). Lineage: Eukaryota; Metazoa; Chordata; Aves; Passeriformes; Motacillidae. The record is from RefSeq and is a predicted model, not a curated record. The coding region runs from base 887 to 11515 and encodes 3542 amino acids. The transcript is spliced from 68 exons. Gene Ontology annotation, molecular function: metal ion binding; protein binding.